Coffea eugenioides is the source of this 649-nucleotide messenger RNA. RefSeq names its product NADH-ubiquinone oxidoreductase 20.9 kDa subunit. The coding region runs from base 125 to 433 and encodes 102 amino acids. The transcript has 2 exons. NCBI's taxonomy places the organism in Eukaryota, Viridiplantae, Streptophyta, Magnoliopsida, Gentianales, Rubiaceae. The record is from RefSeq and is a predicted model, not a curated record.
CGUCUCCAGAAAACAGUGAAGCAAGCUGCAAAGCAGAGAGAUUUUACGGUCCUCUGGGAGUCUUUCUUCGGGAGAGCAGCUGCAAAGAAGUGAAAAGUUGGAAGAAAACAAGAGCUAACAAAAAAUGAAUACAGACAUCACAGCAUCAGCAAAGCCAGAAUAUCCAGUGAUAGAUCGCAAUCCACCCUUCACCAAGGUCGUGGGCAACUUCAGCACCCUUGACUACCUCCGCCUCACCACCAUCACCGGCGUUUCAGUCACGGUCGGCUACCUCUCCGGAAUAAAGCCUGGGAUAAGGGGGCCAUCAAUGGUGACUGGGGGAUUAAUUGGACUGAUGGGUGGGUUCAUGUACGCGUACCAGAAUUCUGCAGGGAGGCUUAUGGGAUUUUUCCCUAAUGAUGGAGAGGUAGCCAAGUACAAGAAGUUGCUCUAGGGUUCUUGCCCUGUCUUGUGCUAAUUUGUAGCAUUUCUUUACAUUUUCUAGAGAUAGUUGAGGAAAGGAAGGAACUUUGUGACGGUUUUGGUGAAAAAGGUGCUAUGAGAAAUAAUUAGACUCUGGCUACUCUUUGAUUCGGAUUGUUUUUGUUCUCAGUUUAUAUAUUGAUCAUUCAAGAUGCUUCUUUUACUCCCAAUUUGGAUUGUUGUCUUA